Drosophila persimilis is the source of this 1491-nucleotide messenger RNA. It is a transcript of the gene shps, whose product is annotated as putative flavin-containing monoamine oxidase AofH. The transcript is spliced from 3 exons. Gene Ontology annotation, molecular function: oxidoreductase activity. NCBI's taxonomy places the organism in Eukaryota, Metazoa, Arthropoda, Insecta, Diptera, Drosophilidae. Bases 13 to 1458 code for a protein of 481 amino acids. The record is from RefSeq and is a predicted model, not a curated record.
GGGGGUUGAGCUAUGGAUCAACAUCUACCGUUCGGUACCGAACAGCCAGAACUAGAUGUAGUCAUUGUCGGGUCGGGACUGUCGGCCCUGACAUCGGCCGUGAAGUUACUGGCCAAGGAGACCACACUCCACAUCCGGAUCCUCGACGAGAACAGCAGACCCGGCGGGCAGCUGGCGCAAAAUGGUAUCCGCUUUGUCGAUGAGGAGCAACACGAUAUGCUGAACUUUAUGCACGACAUGCAGUUGAGCCUCCAACACAGACACAAUGAAAAUUCGCAACUGCGACGCUGCUGGGAUCUGGAUCGGGGUCCAACAGCACAGCUAGCGAAGUUCGAGCUGUGCCGAUACAUCCAAAUGCUGGACCUGCGGAUGGGCAGGUUCCGCGCAAAGCGGUUCAAACUGCGGAGGCGUAUGCCCAGUAUGGAGCGUCAUAUUACUCAAAACUUGUUCUUCAGUAAGUCGCGCAACUUCAUGAGGAAUUUGGUGGAGCUGAUCUGCGGCGUCCAUGCCAGAGAAGUGGACUACGAUGUCUUCAUGUCUGUGUGCAGCUCUUGCGGUGGUCUGGUCGUACUUAUGGACUUCUACUUUAACUUUCCGAACACCUUCUUGGAGCUCUCCACCCAGCAGCUUAUUGGGAGCAUUCUGGAUAAGAUCGAGUACAUAACGAUCAGCCAGAAUGUUCAGGUCGUCAAAGUGCAGCACUUCAAGGACUAUGUGGAGUUGACAGACGCCGAGGGGGAGAAGUACACCGCCCAGGCCGUCAUCCUGGCCAUUCCAUGGAACAAAGUGCAGCAGCUGGAGUUCGAGCCACCGAUACCAAAGGAUUUCUGUCCACCGCCUAAAGGGAAACUCAAUUCCAGUCGCCUGAUCACCCAGUUCUCAUUGAGCUACAAAAAAUGCCACUGGGCGGAGGCGGGCUUCUCGGGGAACUUUCUCAGCUCGAAGCCUCUGGUGUGUGGCCACGAAUGCCACCAGGCGACGUACUGCGGCUACAUGGUGCACUCUCCGGAGGAGGAGGGCAGUGUGCAGCAGACUGUCCUGGAUCUUCUCUCCUCCCAGUUCGGCGAUGGGAUGCGGCAGCCACUGCAGUACCAGCAGAGCACCGCCGAAUUGAGCAUGGUACGGCACAAGCCCCUGGUGACGCCCUGGCAUCGGGUCAUUUGGUCCAGCUCUUCGACGGUGGGCACCAACUAUCGCAACCUCAUGGGUGGUGCCGUCCAGAGUGGUGUUCGGGCUGCUGUCAAUGCCCUGUAUGUGGUGCGGCCGCAGGUCGUUAGCUGGAAGGAUCUGCUCGAAGUGCGGGAAACGAACCCCUACGAAAGGGGCAGCCCCCCCAGCCGCUUGAGCGGCCUGCUCAGCCGUCUCAACCUCUAUAAUGUCACCUUUUACAGCUUUUUUUUUCUGGGCCUCAUCUGGCUGCUAAAAAUAGGCUACUGUCACUCCAACCUCUCCUCCUAGAUGGGAAAUUAAAGUAUCUACAUGGCCUGUGAA